Messenger RNA from Choloepus didactylus (southern two-toed sloth), 3540 nucleotides. RefSeq names its product zinc finger protein 772-like. The coding region runs from base 17 to 1444 and encodes 475 amino acids. Gene Ontology annotation, biological process: negative regulation of transcription by RNA polymerase II. The record is from RefSeq and is a predicted model, not a curated record. The transcript is spliced from 3 exons. Gene Ontology annotation, molecular function: DNA-binding transcription repressor activity, RNA polymerase II-specific. Lineage: Eukaryota; Metazoa; Chordata; Mammalia; Pilosa; Megalonychidae.
GCUAUAUGUGUGUAGCAUGGAAGGGGUUCCUUGGGAGAGAGACUGCUCAUGCACUUCGCUCUCCCCAUUGUGGCAGAGGCAGAUGAACCUUGCAGAUGUGACUAUCUACUUCUCCCAAGAGGAGUGGGGGCUCCUUGAUGAAACUCAGAAAUGCCUGUACCAUGAGGUGAUGCUGGAGAACUUUGCACUUAUAGCCUCUCUGGGACACACAUCUUCCAUGUCCCAUGUAUUUGCCCCACUGGAGCUGGGCACUGAGCCCGGGGGACCUGACUGGGUAGACAUGACUCCAACCACAGCAAGAGAGACUCAGAGGGAUUGUGGCCCGGGUUGUUGGUGUGGAAUGGAGGAUGAAGAGGCACCUUCUAAGCAAAGUGUUUCUGUAGAAGGACUGUCUACCCAAAAGGCUCACUCCUAUGAAAUAUGGGGCCUGGGCUUGAAAGAUGUGCGCUUGGCUGAGCAUCAGGAAACACACCCCAGGGAGAAACCAGACAGGUGUGGGGCACAUGAAAAGCAAUUCUUGUUCAGUGCAAACCUUCACCAGCACCAGAAGGAGCAAAGUGGAGAGAAAGCCGUCAGCAGUGACGAGGGCAGGGUUUUGUUUAUGAAGAACUGCCAUCUUCACCCUUCAGAGAUGCCCUUUAUAUGGGGGGAGGGAUCUAAGGAUUUUCGAGCCAGCUCGAGCAUUUUCCAGCACCAGGCCCUUCACAGUGCGUGGAAGCCACACAGUAACACCAAGUGUGAGGAGGCUUUUCACAGUGGACAAAAGCAUUACAGGUGCAGCGAAUGUGGGAAAACCUUCAACCGCAAAGACUCACUUGUUCAGCACCAGAGAGUCCACACUGGUGAAAGACCUUUUGAGUGCAGUGAAUGUGGGAAAACCUUCAGCCGCAAACCCAUACUUGUUCAGCACCAGAGAAUCCACACUGGAGAAAUGCCUUAUGAAUGCAGCAUAUGUGGGAAAGUUUUUAAUCAUAACUCCAACCUUAUUGUACACCAGAGAGUACACACUGGAGCAAGGCCUUAUAAGUGCAGUAAAUGUGGAAAAGCCUACAGUCACAAAUCCACACUUGUACAGCACGAGAGUGUCCACACUGGAGAAAGGCCUUAUGAGUGCAGUGAAUGUGGGAAAUACUUUGGUCACAAAUACAGACUCAUUAAACACUGGAGUGUACACACUGGGGCAAGGCCUUAUGAGUGUAUUGCAUGUGGGAAGUUCUUUAGCCAAAGCUCUGACCUUAUCGCCCACCAACGAGUUCACAAUGGUGAAAGGCCUUAUGUGUGCAGUGAAUGUGGAAAAGCCUUUAGCCACAAACAUGUACUUAUUCAGCACCAUAGAAUUCAUACUGGUGAAAGACCUUACAAUUGCAGUGAAUGUGGGAAAGCCUUCAGGCAAAGGCCUUCCCUCAUCCGGCACUGGAAAGUUCACACUGGGGCAGGGCCUUAGGUGUGCAGGGCAUGUGCUAUCUUUUUGUUCAUUAUAAUGACUGACACAGGAGUCUUUGGGAGGGAGCCAGAAAUCAGACUGUACAUGUGAACACGCACCUGGAGAAUUCUUCUGAUUGACAGGUGGAUGGAAAAUUUCCUAGAGCUACAUUGCACUUUAUAACCUACCCAGGGUCCUUGCCAGAGUUACAUUACUGCUGGUGAUUGGGACAGAAGCCAUCUACUUUUGGUAGGACCCCAUAUUGUACAUAUGUCACUCCAUCAUCCUCUAAACGGCAGACCUCUUGUGCUCUCUCUCUUCCCUAGAGAGAAUCAUGAGUAGCCUGAGCCUAUCCUUAAGGGCUCUCACUCCCUCUCUUGCUCCAUGACUGGUUUAAUCAUGGACAUGACCCACCUUUGGCCAAGAGAAUGCCCACUUUGUUCUGCUGGUGGCUUGCAGAGGUUUCCUUUCAUGGACAUUGUUGGUCCCAUAUGACACUUGUGGUGUAUUUGUCCAGCCUUCAGGUCUUUGAACUUAGGAAUUGCCUGCCUCAUAUUGUUUUGGUUUGGCAACAGAUGCCUUAAGUUUUUAGCUACCUUUAGUCUUGGGGAUUAAUCACUUUUAAUUUUGAGGGUUGAGAAGAGAAUUCGGCUCUACCAGCUUGAAGGGAUGAACAGCUUUUGUGGAGGCCUCAACUUUGUAUGCUUCAGAGGUGAUGGCAGAGAGAAGCACUCACUCCAGUUUUGGCCUCAUGUAUCACUGCCAAAGGCUCUUAGGAAAGAAUACCAAUCCUUUUGGGCCUAAUCUGGUGGGCUGAGGUCACCUGAGCAGUGGGCAUUAGUUGUGGUAACCUAUGUUGUGUCUGGGAGCAGUAUGAAUUGGGUCCAUUAUUACCAAGGGAUGUUGCAUAUUUCCCAGCCCUCUUGACUACCAAUAAGCCAGGUGCUCUAAAGGCAGAUGUCACUGACUGUCCCAUAAAAGGACCAGGUGGGACUCCGACACUGUGACUGAGGGAGUCAGGAGACUGCAGCAACCUGUAGAUGUGUCCCUUCUAAAGGUGCAUCCACCAGUGUUACUAUAACUGCUUCACUGCAUGACAGUUUACAGCCAAGGUCACUCGCAGAGCAAUCAAUUUCAAAGUUUUCUGGAUUCCUGUGGGCUCCAUGGACUGUUCAUUAAUGGCAAUCACUGCAAAAGUAGGGACCCAAGAACUGAGAGAAGAGAGAUCCAGUAGUCCAAGGCCAUGGGCUUUUAGAACCAGCCAGAGAUCCCGAUGACUCUGGUGGAAACAACCUUUAAUAAUCACCAACUUUUGCUGCCCUUGAGGAAGGACUGCCCUUCCCAAGGAAUGAGAAAGAUCAUGGAGUCAAUGUAGGGUUGCCAAAUUUUCUGGUUUUACAGGAGGUCUGGGAGAUCUAGAAUUUUCUGCAGAAUCAUUUAAAAAAGUUUUAUUCAGGUAUAAUUCCAUUGUAAUCUGCACAUAUUUAAAUUGUACAAUUUGAUAAGUUUUGAAAUAUGCAUAGGCCUGUGGAACCAUUACUAUAAUCAUAACUAACAUACAUGUCCAUCACCCACAGAGAUACCCACCCCCCUUAUAUUCCUAUUCUUCCUUCCCUCCCUGGCUCCCCAUCUUCAGGAAUCCAUUGAUUUAUCUUCUUACUUUAGAUUUGAUUUUGUAAAGCUUUAUAUAAAUGGAUGAUAAAAUGUUUAUUUUGUCUGGGUUCGUUCACAUGGCUUAGUCAUUUUGAGAUUCAUCUAUGUUGCAUUUAUGAAUAGUUCAUUCUUUUGAGUGCUGAGUAGUCUGUACAGGUACAUAAUAAUUUAUCUUUUAAUUGACAUUUGGGUUGUUUUCAGUUUGGGGCUAUUUAAAAAAAUAAAGCUGCCUCAAACAUGAAUAUCCAAAUCUUUUUGUGGAUAUAUAUUUGUGGGAGCCCCUGGCCCCCAAGUGUUUUGAAAACUGCACACAGUAGUUUGCUUGACCCAGGACAGCUAAGUUUUGACCUAUUCUGCUUGUAAUAUCAGAUGCUAACUGAACUCUAUACCUGAAACUACCUCCUCCCUGAGACUCCCUGAGCUACUGUUAUCUCUAUAAUCCUCCCCUCCUCUCCAUUACAAUC